Molecule: messenger RNA, 2619 nt
Organism: Nilaparvata lugens (brown planthopper)
Lineage: Eukaryota; Metazoa; Arthropoda; Insecta; Hemiptera; Delphacidae
Product: mitogen-activated protein kinase p38b
Exons: 10
Coding region: 599-1681 (360 amino acids)
Biological process (GO): protein phosphorylation; intracellular signal transduction
Cellular component (GO): nucleus; cytoplasm
Molecular function (GO): ATP binding; MAP kinase activity
Source: RefSeq, a predicted model, not a curated record
AGAAUGACUGUCUUUUAAGUUCUCGAAAGCGUACACAAAGCUCUUUCAGCGUAUCUAUAUAAUUAUUAAUUGCUUUUCAAUCUAUAUCCAGCAUGAAAAUAUGAGUAAAGAUAUCAAAAUCUUACAUCUACGAUAACUUUAUUUACAUAAUAACUGAAAGCGUACACAAAGCUUUUUCAGCGUAUCUAUAUACGGUAAUUAUAAUAGUUUUUCAAUCUUUAUCCAGCAUGGAAAUAUGAGUAAAAAUACAGUAUCAAAAUCUUACAUUUACAAUACAUUUAUUUAUAUAAUAACUUGAAUGGAUUUUAUAUUUCAAUAAUGACUUUUUCUUUUAAUUAAUUGCUGGGCCGCUUCAAACCUGAUUUUACCCCACUCUGAUCAGACUUGUUUAUUUCAAGGACCCAAUCAGAGUGACGCAAUGACAGAAGACAGAAGCGAGCCAAGCAACCAACCAACUGACUUCAUACAGAUAUCACAGACGACAAAAUAAUGUUCUGUCUGUAGUCUGCACUGCACAGUUAUUCAGGUUUAGAUUAGAAGUUGAUGGUUUAAAACAAAGUUGUCAAAUUUUUAGGCUGAUGUUUUUUAGAUUUUGAAUAUGUCAAACUUUUAUAAAGUAGAAAUAAAUCGAACGGAAUGGGAAGUUCCAGAAAGAUACCAAAUGCUGACUCCGGUUGGAUCGGGAGCUUAUGGCCAAGUUUGCUCGGCUGUAGAUAACAAAUAUGGAGCCAAAGUUGCAAUAAAAAAAUUAGCCCGUCCAUUUCAGUCUGCUGUUCAUGCUAAACGCACAUAUAGAGAGCUCCGGAUGUUGAAGCAUAUGAAUCAUGAAAAUGUAAUCGGACUUUUAGAUGUGUUUCAUCCUUCAUCAUCAUUGGAUGAUUUCAAUCAAGUGUACUUGGUGACACAUCUAAUGGGCGCAGAUUUGAAUAAUAUUGUAAGGACUCAGAAACUUUCUGAUGAGCAUGUGCAAUUCCUCGUUUAUCAAAUAUUGAGAGGCUUAAAAUAUAUUCACUCUGCUGGCAUUAUACACAGGGAUUUGAAGCCAUCGAAUAUAGCAGUGAAUGAAGAUUGCGAAUUGAAGAUUCUGGACUUUGGAUUAGCACGACCUACUGAAAACGAAAUGACCGGAUACGUGGCUACAAGAUGGUAUCGUGCGCCUGAAAUCAUGCUCAACUGGAUGCACUACAACCAAACUGUGGAUAUCUGGUCUGUUGGAUGUAUCAUGGCUGAGUUGAUAACUGGAAGGACCUUGUUCCCUGGCACGGAUCAUAUAGAUCAUUUAACUCGUAUUCUUGUCAUUUGUGGGACUCCAUCUCAAGAUACCAUUGACAAAAUAAUAAGUGAAGAGGCUAGAAAUUACAUUCAGUCGUUGCCUCCUUUGAAGAAGAAAGAUUUUAAAGAAGUAUUCAAAGGCGCAAAUGCUUUGGCUAUUGACUUGUUGGAACAAAUGCUGGAAUUGGAUUCGGAGCGGAGGAUAACGGCGGAGAGGGCGCUGGCACAUCCCUAUCUUGCUCAAUACGCCGACCCAACUGACGAGCCCAUUUCACAGCCUUACGAUCAAAGCUUUGAAGACAUGGAAUUGCCGGUUGAGGAGUGGAAAAAAUUAGUUUACAAAGAAGUCAUCGAUUUCAUACCUCUACAAGUACCAGCAGCUCAAACUCAAGAUGCUUCUGGAUCUUAGUAUCUUCGACUAAUCAGUUUCAUAAAAGACAUUAAUUUGAUCAUAUGAGUUACAGGAGGGUAUUAUGUAAGUUAGCGGUUAAGAUUAUGUAGUUAGACUUCAAAUCAUCUCAUUCUAUAGUCGAUAGUACCUGGUGCUAGAGAAUCCGUAUAUUUUUGGCUUAGAUUUUAGGAUUUGUAACGUAUUUGAGGAUGGUAGCCUACAGUUAUUAAUUUUUCGCUUGCCAUUACUUUCAAUGGCAAUCUAUCUGUUUUAUUCAAGUAUUUCAUGGAGCAGCCAACGUCUAACGUAACCAUAUACAUAAUAGUUCUCCAUUUUAUAAUAAUUAUAAAAAUAUUUAGUGGUUAGUCAGAUUUAUUUUUGUUUACUUUUAAAUAUUUAUGUGAAAUUCUAUAAUACUUCGUUGUUAUUUCUAAUUUGAGGUUUUAUUUAAGCAUGAAUACUUUAAUCUGGUAUUAAGAUUGGUUUUGUGGUUGAUAGCUAACUUAUUGAUCACAGUAAAUUAUUAUCUUGGAUUUUAGGUAAUAGUUUCUUCAACCAACUUACGUGGUUGCAAAAAUAUAGAAUCUAACGUGAGAUUGAAUCUUUGAGCUUUAUUAAUAUUAUUAGGAAAUUCAUUAGAUGACAUUUUCGCUACUUGUUUAAUCUGGGAAUUGGAGUAUUGUAUAGUUUUCUAUUAAAACAAUGUAUUACAAUAUUUGUAAUAAUGUGCUAUCUAUUGUGGCAGCAAAUUUUUAUUUAUUUCAACUGACCAACAUUUAUGAACAAAUUUUCAGAGUACUCUAAGGUUUAUUUGUAAACUAAAAACUUUAAUAACUAAUUUGCUGUUUUACAUGAAAUUGUAUUAUUAUUGAACUUUAAUUUUCUAUUGGCUAAUGUUUCUUUAUUGAAUGGAAAAUUAUAUUUCAAAGAUAAUAAAUCUGAUAUUGCGUUAUUAA